GAAGAGGAGGAGGAGGGAGACGGCGAGGGCCUGGGAGGGAGGAAUAUCUCAGAGCGUUUCUCCGACCUCUCUCGGUCUUCCCCUAACAGCAGUGGAGGCACGUUGAAGGACUUUGACGACUCUCUCCAAUUUAAGUCGUUUGACUCGGUAGAGCAGGGGAGCCGCUCGUCCUCCCUGUCCAACACCGUGGACAUCCCCUCCGGUCGGCCCCAAGAGGAGGCUCUCUACCACCCUCUGUCCCCUUCGGCACCUCACCCUUGAGCUGGAGCUGGGGGUAUGAGGGGUGAGAAGGGAACAUGGUACCACAACCCUGUGGGGGGUAGUCAGGCAGGCACCCCCUCCCCCCUGGAGCACAGCCGGUCGUUCCCCUCUCUGAGACCCAGGAAGAGCUCCAGUCUGUCCAACGUGCUGGACGACACCAACUAUGGAACUGACCCCCGGGCAGCUGACACCAUCUCCAACACCUCCAACCCACAGAUGCCAGAGGAGGAGCUGUGUAACCUGCUGACUAACAUCGUGUUCUCUGUGCUGUGGUGCGGCAGCGGGUCGGAGGGGGGGGAGGACGCCGUGUGGAGGGAGAGGGGACAGGUCUUCUCUGUCCUCACCAAGCUGGGCUCCUCCUGCCAACUGGUCCGCCCGCCUGACGAUAUCAAAUGCAGUCUGUUAGAGAUGAUGCUGGAGUCUUCUCUGUCAGACCUGAGGGACUCUCAGGGUGUCUCUCUACCAUACUUCCCCAGUCUGCUGCGUCUCCUCAGGCUGCUCCAGGACUUCCUCUUCUCAGAGGGAACAGACAACCAGGCCCUGUGGAGCGAGAAGAUCUUUGAGGGGGUGGUGAACCUCCUGGACAGACUACAGGCGUGGCACAGCACCCCUGGUACCCCCGGGGCUCUGGAGCUCAGAGAGAUGGCUCAGAUCGGCCUGCGCAUCAUCACCGGCUACAUCCAGGAACAGGACUCACAGGUGUCUGUAAUGGCCUGCGUUAAACUCCACAGCCUCCUGCAGACAGUUCUAUCUCUGGGCUGGGACGAGGUGUGCUUCCUGCUGGGGCGACUAGGUGCCCCCCUGUGGCCCGGCGGGGUAAUGGAGGCGGGCCCCAACGGAGGACACACGGAGACCUUUUCUCAGCUCGUGCCCAUCGUGCGUACCCUCCUGGACCAACACGCUGACCCCGUGACCCUGCACGGCCUGCUGCCCAGCCUGCCAGUCACCAACGGCAGCCCCACCUUCGCCCAGGACCUCCAGAGCUACAGCCACACAGUAGAGUGGCUGGACUUCUACCAACGCCACGUGCAGCCCACCAUGGAGCAGUAUGAACUGGAUCAGUUUGGGAAGAGUCAUGACCUCAUGUCUAACUUCUGGAACUCGUGCUUUGAUGACCUGAUGAGCACUGCCAUACGGCGGGACAAAGAGAAGACCUACAGCAAAGACAAGUUCCAGGAGGUGAUAGUGGACCCGUACCUGAGGCGGGUCCGCAGUGAAAACAGCCGUUACUACAGUGGUCAGAAACAGAGCUCCGGCCAGCAGGGAGUAGUGUGGCGCCACUGGGAAUCCCUCCGCAGGCUGCUCACCAGCGAGAGAGGGGCCUGGGCACACAGAGUCCCACUAGAGGUGAAAUGGAAGUUGUCCAGCGCGGAGACGUACUCUAAGAUGCGUCUGAAACUAGUGCCGAACUACCAGUACGACACUCACCAGGAAGCCAGCGCCUUCAGAGACAAUAUGGGAGCUGAUAGUCCUCGCAGUUCAGAACCCCUCCCAUUGGCUGUUGCCAAGGAGGCCAAAGUGAGUGACAUGGAGGAUGACCAGUUAGGAGAGGAGGACAUUGUCUUUCUGGACAAUAAGUGAGGUGGAGGGGAGGACGACAGUCAGAAGGAGAAGCUGGUUCUGUCGGAGGACUGUGAGCUCAUCACCAUCGUGGCGGUGGUUCCGGGUCGGCUGGAGGUCACCACACAUCACCUGUACUUCUACGACGCCAGCAGCGAGAAGGAGGAGACGGAAGAGGGAAUUGGUUUUGAUUUCAAGCGGCCCCUGUCUCAGCUGAGAGAGGUGCACCUGAGACGCUACAACCUGCGUCGCUCUGCUGUGGAGCUGUUCUUCAUCGACCAGUCACACUACUUCAUCAACUUCAAGAAGAAGGUGAGGAACAUGGUGUACUCUAGGAUCCUGGGGCUGCGGCCCCCCAACCUCUUCUAUUUCGGCUCCCGCUCUCCUCAGGAGCUCCUCAAGGCUUCUGGACUCACACAGAGAUGGGUAUGCAGAGAGAUUUCCAACUUUGAAUAUCUGAUGCAACUAAACACCAUCUCUGGACGUACCUACAACGACCUGUCUCAGUACCCUGUGUUCCCAUGGGUGCUGAGUGACUACACCUCUCCAGUUCUGGACCUGGAGAACCCAGCCGUGUUCAGAGACCUGUCCAAACCCAUGGGAGUAGUCAACCCCCGCCACGCACAGAACGUCAGGGAGAAGUAUGAGAGCUUUGAGGACUCAACGGGCACCAUAGAUAAGUUCCACUACGGAACACACUACUCUAACGCUGCAGGAGUCAUGCACUACAUGAUCCGUAUGGAGCCCUUCACUACCCUCCACAUCCAGCUGCAGAGUGGCAGGUUUGACUGUGCAGACCGUCAGUUCCACUCUGUAGCAGCAGCCUGGCAGGCUCGCAUGGAGAGUCCCGCUGACGUCAAGGAGCUCAUCCCGGAGUUCUUCUACUUUCCAGAGUUCCUGCAGAACAUCAACGGGUUUGACCUGGGCAGUCUGCAGAUGACCCAGAACAAUGUGACUGAUGUUCUGUUACCACAAUGGGCCUUGUCUAGAGAAGACUUCAUCAGGAAACACAGGAAAGCUCUGGAGUGUGAACACGUUUCCUCUCAUCUCCAUGAGUGGAUUGACCUGAUCUUUGGCUGCAAGCAGAGAGGGGAGGAGGCGGUGGAGGCUCUCAAUGUCUUCUACUACUGCACCUAUGAAGGAGCGGUGGAUCUGGACGCCAUAGCCAAUGAGACGGAGCGCAAGGCCCUGGAGGGCAUCAUCAGUAACUUUGGACAGACGCCCUGUCAACUACUCAAGGAGCCACACCCUCCUCGCAUGUCAUCAGAGAAUGCAUCUAGGAGGCAGGCCCGCAUGGACACUCUACCCCCCAACCUGUUUGAACAGCUCGACAAACUACGCCCUUUUAAGGAGGUGGUGUGUGAUGGGCGACCUCUGGUCCAGGCGGUGGUUCCCAGGAACCAGAACCGCUCCUUUAUCAUCCAGGGCUCUGACGUACUGGUGACAGUGAGUUCUGACGGCCUGAUUGGGACCCACAGCUGGCUGCCUUACGAUAAGAACAUCGCCAACUACUUCACCUUCACCAAGGACCCCACCGUGGCCAAUCCCAAAACCCAGCGGUUCCUCAGUGGUCUCUUCGCCCCAGGGGUAGAUCUCAGUACCCAGGUGUUGGUGGUGUCCAACGAUGGCCGUCUGCUGUUCAGUGGAGGACACUGGGACUGCAGCCUCCGAGUCACCCAGCUGGGAAAGGGCAAACUGGUGGGCAGGAUCUGCCGACACAUCGGUGAGCUACAAGAUAAUGAUGGGAGGACG
Oncorhynchus keta (chum salmon) is the source of this 3573-nucleotide messenger RNA. Its product is annotated as neurobeachin-like protein 2. Lineage: Eukaryota; Metazoa; Chordata; Actinopteri; Salmoniformes; Salmonidae. Gene Ontology annotation, cellular component: cytosol; membrane. Gene Ontology annotation, molecular function: protein kinase binding. The record is from RefSeq and is a predicted model, not a curated record. Gene Ontology annotation, biological process: intracellular protein localization. The annotation marks the transcript as partial. The transcript is spliced from 24 exons.